Molecule: messenger RNA, 630 nt
Organism: Prunus armeniaca (apricot)
Lineage: Eukaryota; Viridiplantae; Streptophyta; Magnoliopsida; Rosales; Rosaceae
Source: the annotation of a GenBank genome assembly
AUGAGUGCUUCAAAGUUCAUUAAAUGUGUCACAGUUGGGGAUGGAGCUGUUGGGAAGACUUGUAUGCUUAUUUGUUACACCAGCAACAAGUUUCCUACUGAUUAUGUACCCACAGUUUUUGACAAUUUUAGUGCUAAUGUAUCUGUGGAUGGGAAUAUAGUAAACUUGGGGCUAUGGGACACUGCAGGCCAGGAAGACUACAGCAGGUUGAGGCCACUAAGCUAUAGAGGUGCAGACAUAUUUGUGUUAGCUUUCUCUUUAAUUAGUAGCGCAAGCUAUGAGAAUGUUCUUAAGAAGUGGAUGCCUGAACUUCGUCGAUUUGCACCUAAUGUCCCAAUUGUUCUUGUUGGGACAAAGCUAGAUCUCCGCGAUGACAUGGGAUAUCUAGCUGAUCAUAUGGGAUCCAACAUCAUAACUUCAGCUCAGGGAGAAGAGCUGAGAAAGCAAAUAGGUGCUGCAGCUUAUAUCGAGUGCAGCUCAAAGACCCAGCAGAAUGUCAAAGCUGUUUUUGAUACUGCCAUUAAGGUUGUUCUUCAACCUCCAAGAAGGAAGGAUAUGGCUAAGAAGAAAAGUCACCGAAGGUCUGCUUGCUCAAUUGUGAGCAUUGUGUGUGGAGGCUGUGCUGCUUAG